AUGCGAUCUUCAGCCUGGAUCAAACAUAUACUAUUGACAAGUUCACUGUCUGCUAUUGCGGCUGGGAGUAGUCAAGCCGCCUUAUCACCCAAAGAUGAAAUCCCUCAACUUCGGCCAAAUGCAACCAAUGGAGACAAGAAGAACAUUGUCUUCAUUCUUACUGAUGACCAAGACUCUGUUUUGGACUCAGUCUCAUACAUGCCGAAGCUGAAGGAGCAUAUCGUUGACAAGGGUAUAUCUUUCGUCAACCACUUCACCACCACAGCAAUCUGCUGCCCAGCCCGUGUUGCACUUUGGACAGGAAAGCAGCCACACAGAAGUCGUGCUGACCAGAAAGGUGGCUACCCCAAGUUCAUCUCACAGGGCCUUAACGAGAAUUAUCUACCAGUCUGGCUAAGUGAAGCCGGAUAUAACACAUACUAUACAGGAAAACUAUUCAAUUCUCACACUAUCAACAACUAUAACUCGCCUUAUCCUGCAGGGUGGACAGGAACCAACUUCCUCCUCGACCCGGGGACAUAUGACUACUUGAACCCGAUUUACCAGCGUAACCAGGACGCACCGAUACAUCACAAAGGAGAACAUACUUCAGAUUUGAUUGCUCAACAUGCGCAAGAGCUCUUGAAGGAUGCGAUUGACUCAAAGAACCCUUUCUUUGUUGCCCUCGCCCCCAUUGCGCCGCACUCGAAUAUUGACUCGGAUCGGGAGGCUGCGACUUCUAUGACGAUACCUAUUCCUGUUGAGAGACAUGCACAUCUCUUUGAAGGGGUCAAGGUUCCAAGAACAGACAACUUUAACCCAGAUUCUCCCAGCGGAGUAAGUUGGAUUCGCAAACUCAAGCAACUCAACGACUCAGCUGUAGCGUAUAUCGAUGAUUACCAUCGAGCACGACUCCAAUCUCUCCAAAGCGUUGAUGAGCUUGUGGAGCAAGUCACGAAGCAGCUGGAAGACGCUGGCCUCAUCAAUGAGACUUACAUCAUCUACAGCUCUGACAACGGCUUCCACCUAGGUCAGCACCGACUCCCUCCUGGCAAAGAGUGUGGAUUCGAAGAGGAUAUUCGCGUGCCCCUUUUCAUCAGAGGACCGGGUGUUGUUGCUGGGCAAGUUGAGAAGGCUGUGACGACGCACAUCGACCUUGCUCCCACCCUGCUCAAGCUUGCAGGUGUGUCCUUGAGAGAGGACUUUGACGGCACUCCUAUUCCUGUCUCAGCUGACCAGGAGGUGAAGCGUCAUGAGCAUGUUGCUGUUGAGUACUGGGGUAUUGCUAUCGCUGAAGGCGAAAUCGGUGGCUUUGAUGGAAAGGGCCAAGCCAUAAUGCCCAACAACACGUACAAGGGCUUGAGGAUAGUGCACGAGGACUACGACUUUUACUACUCGGCCUGGUGUAACAACGAACACGAGCUCUACGAUGUCAGAACCGACCCAGGCCAAUUGAACAACAUUUACCCCUUGAAUAACACCACGACUGCAAGCAAGACUUUCUUAGGAACCACAGUCCAGCAAGUCGUCAACCGUCUCGAUGCAUUAAUGCUCGUCCUAAAGUCCUGCAAAGGCGAAACAUGCAUCGAACCAUGGAAAGUUCUCCAUCCUGAAGGUGACGUGACAAGUUUGAAAGAUGCUCUUUCGGGGAAAUUCGACGUUUUCUAUGGUGACCAGGUAAAGGUUCGGUUCGAUCGUUGUGAAGCUGGGUAUUUGGUUGAAGCUGAAGGGCCGCAAGUUGGAUAUGAGUAUCGGGAGGGUCUGGCAUGGCAUCAUUGGACCUGA
This is a messenger RNA of Fusarium coffeatum, 1764 nucleotides long. RefSeq lists its product as uncharacterized. Bases 1 to 1764 code for a protein of 587 amino acids. Gene Ontology annotation, biological process: phenol-containing compound metabolic process. The record is from RefSeq and is a predicted model, not a curated record. Lineage: Eukaryota; Fungi; Ascomycota; Sordariomycetes; Hypocreales; Nectriaceae. Gene Ontology annotation, molecular function: N-acetylglucosamine-6-sulfatase activity; arylsulfatase activity; glycosaminoglycan binding. The transcript is spliced from 5 exons.